Cynocephalus volans (Philippine flying lemur) is the source of this 1123-nucleotide messenger RNA. RefSeq names its product nucleoredoxin like 2 (gene NXNL2). NCBI's taxonomy places the organism in Eukaryota, Metazoa, Chordata, Mammalia, Dermoptera, Cynocephalidae. The record is from RefSeq and is a predicted model, not a curated record. The coding region runs from base 264 to 734 and encodes 156 amino acids. The transcript is spliced from 2 exons. Gene Ontology annotation, biological process: photoreceptor cell maintenance; visual perception; sensory perception of smell.
CGCUGGGGAAGGGAGGGCGCGGGAGGCGGAGGCGGCGCUGGAGUGAGCGCCCCGGGUUCCCGCAGGCACUCGCAGCGCGGUCGCUGCCUUCCGUGAGUGUCCCUACCCCAGGGCGGACGCCCCUGGCCCAGCCAGAGGCUAGGCCGGACCAAGGUCCCGGCGAGGACCCAGGCCUGGACGCAACUGUGGCGGGUCCCCAGGGCUCGUCCCCGCCCGGCCGCGAGCGUCGUCCGCCCGCAGGGGACCAUCGUCGCGCCCGCGCCAUGGUGGACGUGCUGGGCGGGCGGCGCCUGGUGACCCGCGAGGGCGCGGCGGUGGAGGCCGAGGCGGCGCUGCAGAACAAGGUGGUGGCGCUGUACUUCGCGGCCGGGCGGUGCGCGUCCAGCCGCGACUUCACGCCGCUGCUCCGCGACUUCCACCGCGCGCUGGUGGGCGAGGCGCGGCGGCCGGCGCCCUUCGAGGUGGUCUUCGUGUCGGCGGACGACAGCGCGCAGGAGAUGCGGGACUUCAUGCGCGAGCUGCACGGCGCCUGGCCGGCGCUGCCCUUCCACGACCGCCACCGCCGCGAACUGAAGAAGAGGUACAACAUCACGGCCACCCCCAAGCUUGUGAUUGUGAAACAGAACGGGGAGGUCAUCACCCACAGAGGAUGCAAGCAGAUCCGGGAGCGGGGCCUGGCCUGCUUCCAGACCUGGGCGGAGGCGGCCGAGGUUUUCCAGAAUUUCUCUGGUUGAAUUGGGAGGGAUCUUGGAGCUCCAGGACAGGAGCUUCUCCUAUGGCACAAACACUCAGGGAGAAAAAGGGAGCGUGUUUGCUGGAGUGAUUUCAUUUUCCUUCAGAGCAGAAGCACUAAGCUGCAGCAGAGAGUGAAUGUUGCUCAGGAAAACACGUGCUCUCGUUUUGACUCUGCAGCCUUGUUUGUAGCCAUUUUUAUUAUUCUUUGCAUAACCUUGUCCACCUGCGCUUCAGGAAGGACCCUCAUAUAUUUAUACUGAGCUGUUGGAAAUCUAUGCAAAACAUUUAUUUGUACAGUCUCUUCAGGUAAAAUGAUAUAUUUAUUGAUCUAUUUUCUGGUGACCUAUCUAUGUUAAUGUUAUGCUUUCACACCUAUAUUUAAAGUUGG